AUGGCUUUGGUGAGAAGUAUAUUCAGUGCAAAGAGGAUUCUUGGCGGCUCCUUAGCAAAAACAAACAAGGCACCAAAAGGGUUUCUUGCGGUGUACGUCGGUGAGAACCAGAUGAAGAAGCAGAGAUACUUAGUUCCAGUUUCUUACUUGAAUCAGCCUUUGUUUCAAGCUCUUCUCAUUAAGGCCGAAGAAGAGUUUGGAUUCGAUCAUCCUCGCUGUAACUUCUCGGAUCCAAGGAUGAUCAAUGAUGGUCGUCGUUAG
Molecule: messenger RNA, 261 nt
Organism: Thlaspi arvense
Lineage: Eukaryota; Viridiplantae; Streptophyta; Magnoliopsida; Brassicales; Brassicaceae
Source: the annotation of a GenBank genome assembly